This is a messenger RNA of Puccinia triticina, 399 nucleotides long. RefSeq lists its product as uncharacterized. NCBI's taxonomy places the organism in Eukaryota, Fungi, Basidiomycota, Pucciniomycetes, Pucciniales, Pucciniaceae. The coding region runs from base 1 to 399 and encodes 132 amino acids. The record is from RefSeq and is a predicted model, not a curated record. The transcript has 3 exons.
AUGAAGUUCACAUUGAGCAUUUUUGUAGCUUUGAUGAUGGCCAUUUCGGUUCAUAGUGAUGAUAAAUCAUCACCAUUUACAUGCACGAAGGAAAAGGACAAGCCAGAGGCGACUUGCGCGUUGAGCAAAAAGGAUAAAUCCGGUACUUUGACCUAUUUUGUUACGCUCGCCUCCCUUGCUGAUGACAAGUAUUCCUGCAAGGAUGCGGUAGUCCAAGGCGAACCUGCAAAAGAUCCUGCUUGUUGUGUCAAGGGUACUGGAGAUCCUACACCCCCGACUGAUGCAAACAAAAAACCAGAUCCAGGUUCAAGUCCACCAGCGGGAAUAAGCCAAGAGGAAUACGCGAAAAAGUGUGGGGAUACUGACCCUAAAACUACUGGUGGAAAUGACCCACAGUGA